Molecule: messenger RNA, 1626 nt
Organism: Sphenostylis stenocarpa
Lineage: Eukaryota; Viridiplantae; Streptophyta; Magnoliopsida; Fabales; Fabaceae
Source: the annotation of a GenBank genome assembly
AUGCAAGGAAAUGUGCAGGAAACAAGGUCAUUGGCCUUGACUCCUACAUGGUCUGUUGCUACUGUGUUGACUGUCUUUGUUGCUGUCUCUCUGCUUGUGGAGCGCUCCAUUCACCGUUUAAGCAAUUGGCUGCGGAAAACUAAUCGAAAACCAUUGCUUGCAGCUUUGGAGAAGAUGAAAGAAGAGUUGAUGUUACUCGGGUUUAUAUCACUCUUAUUAACAGCUACCUCACGCAUGAUAGCUAAUAUUUGCAUUCCAUCAAAGUUCUACAACAGUGCUUUUGCUCCAUGUACUAGAUCCGAGAUUGAUGAACAAAUGGAAGAGAAUGGCUCUGGAGAGCGUAAAUUAUUGAUGGCUUCUGCUUAUCGAGUAUUUGGGAGGAUGUUGAAUGGAAUAAAUAGAAGCACUUGCAAAGAGGGUUAUGAACCAUUUGUGUCCUAUGAAGGUCUAGAACAGUUGCACCGGUUCAUUUUUGUCAUGGCAGUAACUCAUAUAUCUUACAGUUGCCUAACUAUGUUGUUGGCCAUUGUGAAGAUUCACAGUUGGAGAGUGUGGGAAGAUGAGGCUCUCACGGAUCGGCGUGAUUCAUUAUCUGAAAUUACAAGAGAGUUGGUUAUGCGAAGGCAAUCAACCUUUGUCAAGUCUCAUGCAUUGAUAAAAAACAGUUCCCUCAUUUGGGUGACAUGUUUUUUCCGACAAUUUGCGCAUUCUGUUGUUCGUGCUGAUUAUCUUACACUUCGCAAAGGCUUCAUUGUGAAUCACCACCUUUCAUUAAAGUAUGAUUUCCACAGCUACAUGGUUCGGUCUAUGGAAGAGGAAUUUCAAAGGAUAGUUGGGGUGAGUGGCCCGCUCUGGGGAUUUGUUGUUGCCUUCAUGCUUUUCAAUAUAAAAGGAUCUAACCUAUAUUUCUGGAUAGCUAUCAUUCCUGUAUCUCUUGUGCUCUUGGUGGGAACAAAGCUACAGCAUGUUAUUGCAACCUUGGCAUUGGAGAAUGCUGGAAUUACAGGGUUCUUCCCAGAAACAAAGUUGAGGCCUCGUGAUGAACUUUUUUGGUUUAAUAAACCUGAACUAUUGUUGUCCUUGAUCCAUUUCAUUCUCUUCCAGAAUGCAUUUGAGCUGGCUUCAUUCUUUUGGUUCUGGUGGCAGUUCGGAUAUGAUUCCUGCUUUAUUAGGAAUCACCUUCUCCUUUAUUUAAGGCUAAUAUUGGGGUUUGCAGGACAGUUUCUUUGUAGCUACAGCACCUUGCCGCUAUAUGCACUUGUUACACAGAUGGGAACAAACUAUAAGGCUGCAUUAAUCCCGCAGAGGAUAAGAGAAACAAUUCAUGGAUGGGGUAAGGCAGCUAGGAAGAAGAGAAGGCAUGGUAUGUUCCCUGAUGACUCCACCAUUCAUACAGACACAAGCACUGUGUUGUCUAUUGAAGAAGAUGAUCAAAUAAUCGAUGCCCCUGAAGUGGAAUUACAGCCAGUCACAGCUGUUAUAUCCACCCCUUCUCCUAUUGCUAAUGAAACCUCAAGUAGGGCUGUCACACCCCUCCUAAGACCCUCUGCCUCGAUAUCUUCUGCGCAAUGCAGUUCCAAAGCUGAGUUAAUUCCAAGAUGCUCCUCUAUGCCAAGUGGGAGAUAA